AUGGAUCGAUGGUCGGGACCAAUGCUUCAAUUCGUUCGAGAGCUCCGAAAUAGAAUUCCACCGUUGACAGGUACUAAACACAAGGGAGAAAUGGGCCGGAUUGCGGUUAUUGGUGGUUCGAAAGAGUACACUGGAGCCCCUUAUUUCGCCGGAAUUAGUGCAUUACACUGUGGUGCUGACCUAGUUCAUGUGAUUUGUGCAGAAGCAGCGGCACCUGUAAUCAAAUCCUACAGUCCGGAUUUAAUAGUACACCCUGACUUAGAUACCAAUUUUUCCGAAAGUCGCAAAUGGAUUGAGAAGUCACAUUCAGCAGUAUUUGGCCCGGGACUAGGUCGCGGGGAGAACUGGGAAAAUACCGCGAAGUUGAUCAAGCAUUGUUGCUCAACCAACAAACCUGUAGUGAUCGAUGCAGAUGGAUUGGCUGUGGUUACAGAGAGACCGGAUUUAGUGAAAGACAAGAAAAUGGUGAUUCUUACCCCGAAUGUGGUCGAAUUUGGACGUUUAUAUUCUGUGAUGUUUGGAUCUAAUCCCCCGGAGCGGGAAACAGACACACAAGAUCUAGCCGAGAGGCUUGGGGGUGUAACAGUUGUGCUGAAGGGUGAGCGCGAUACUAUCUCAGAUGGUUCAACAACCGUAGUCUGUGACGUUGAGGGUUCACCUCGACGGUGUGGUGGACAGGGCGAUAUGUUGUCCGGUACUGCAGCCACAUUCUUCCAUUGGUUUCAUCAGUUCCCUUCGUCAACCACUAGCUCUUUGCCAACUCCAAUCGCUGCUAGCCUGGCUGCUUGUAUGCUGACUCGGCAAUGCUCAAGACAGGCAUUCGUCAAACACGGACGAUCUAUGGUGACCGCCCAAAUGAUUGCAGAGUUGCAUCCAGCAUUCGAACAGCUAUUUGUACUACCACUCCCAAGUGACUGA
This is a messenger RNA of Echinostoma caproni, 918 nucleotides long. Lineage: Eukaryota; Metazoa; Platyhelminthes; Trematoda; Plagiorchiida; Echinostomatidae. The record is from the annotation of a GenBank genome assembly.